Nezara viridula (southern green stink bug) is the source of this 884-nucleotide messenger RNA. Lineage: Eukaryota; Metazoa; Arthropoda; Insecta; Hemiptera; Pentatomidae. The record is from the annotation of a GenBank genome assembly.
UAAGGAAAAGUAUAAUUUACAACGUUUAUGUCGUUGGAGAUUAGAUGACAAUUACACUAUGUAAAGUGUUUCCAAUUAGUGAUGAGUGGUACAGGAUAUUUACCUUUACACCCCCCAAAAAAGGGUUUUAUUCUUCGUCUGCCAGUCAGUAAAGCUGCAUGGAUUACUUGUCUACUUCCAUUUACAAGUUUUGUAUUUUGUAUUAUUUGGUCAUUGAUGUAUAAUUUUGAGGAUUCAACAUUUACACAUUGCAAGGUACAAAACUUCCUUCCAUCAAUUUCUGCCGCUAUCGGUAAUUACAAAACCCAAAGAUUCGUUUGGGGAACAGCGAUAGCGAUUCACGCUCUGCCUCGCUUCAUGUUUGCUGCGAUUUACAGGCAGUACUACAGAGAUGUACUUACUGAAAAAGCCCAGAAGUUGGCGACGACCGCGUGCAUACUAAAUGUCAUUGAGAAUCUAGCUCUCAUCGGGCUGACAUUCAUAACUUCUGCCUAUAAUUAUGCUAUUCAUGAAAAAUGUUUCAUGGCAUUCAUGGUUACUUCAGAGCUCUAUAUGGCUCUUACUUGUUUCCUCCUUACAAAGUCGAGGAAAUUACCGGCCGAUAACGUCGAAAGUCGUUCGCUUCGUUACAAAUACCAGCUGAUAGCCAUCAAUAUGACAUCCUUUGCCGCAGCUGGUUAUUUCUUCAUCAGGCACAAUCGACAUUGUGAACCUUAUGUGUACUCAGCAUUUGCAUUUUUUGAAUACAUAGUCGUUCUGACUAAUAUGGCUUUUCAUAUCACCGCUUCGUUAGACUUCCAUUCGAGGCAACUUGUCAUCGACGAGAACGGAUUGGACAUCAGCUGACCCCCGGUAGUAUCUCGGGAUCCCGGUGGAUAACAUGA